This is a messenger RNA of Perkinsus marinus ATCC 50983, 417 nucleotides long. RefSeq names its product Cleavage and polyadenylation specificity factor 30 kDa subunit, putative. The record is from RefSeq and is a predicted model, not a curated record. Gene Ontology annotation, molecular function: ubiquitin protein ligase activity; metal ion binding. Gene Ontology annotation, biological process: protein polyubiquitination. Lineage: Eukaryota; Perkinsozoa; Perkinsida; Perkinsidae. The transcript is spliced from 2 exons. The coding region runs from base 1 to 417 and encodes 138 amino acids.
AUGUGCCGUAACGGCACCUCCUGCCCGUUCCGACAUGAUCCUAAGAGCAUUAUAUGUACGUACUACCUUCACGGUAAUUGCCGUAAUGGAAUCUCAUGCCGCUUCUCCCACGAGUUGCCCGACACACAGCAGCCUGCCGUUGAAGAGGGCGUCGAUGGACCGCCACCUGAUGUCUGCAAGUUCUUCUGGCACGGUAGUUGCCGGGCAGGAAGUAGCUGUCGAUGGCGGCAUGUGAAGGCUCCUUCUCGGCUAUCGGCGGCACCUCCUCCCAAUCUGCCAGCGAAAUCGAAUCCAUUGGUCUCCGAGCGAGCCAAGGCUUUGCUGGAACGGCACUCGAUCUCUCGGAUAGCACAAGAGAGUGGGGCCUCUGAGAUAGUGGUGAAGGCUCGUGCUCCUGCUACUAAGUCCCAACGAUAA